Messenger RNA from Cyphomyrmex costatus, 1425 nucleotides. RefSeq names its product TWiK family of potassium channels protein 7. Gene Ontology annotation, biological process: stabilization of membrane potential; potassium ion transmembrane transport. NCBI's taxonomy places the organism in Eukaryota, Metazoa, Arthropoda, Insecta, Hymenoptera, Formicidae. Gene Ontology annotation, cellular component: plasma membrane. The coding region runs from base 1 to 1425 and encodes 474 amino acids. The transcript has 5 exons. Gene Ontology annotation, molecular function: potassium ion leak channel activity; outward rectifier potassium channel activity. The record is from RefSeq and is a predicted model, not a curated record.
AUGGAGAAGGACAACGUCAGACAUUAUAGAGCUUACGAGGGCUUUAAGCCGGCGAAUAACGGCAACACUUCGUCCCUAAAGAGAUCGACGGAACGCUCGAAGACGCACUCAUCUCGCCAAGUGAGAUGUUUGUGCUUCGGCGGUGUGCCUGACAAAGCCAGCCAGCAUUCUUUCUUGAAGGGGUUUAUCAUAAACAUCGGAAUAUGCGCUCUUCUUGUGGCUUACACCCUAUUGGGCAGCUUCAUCUUCCUGGCUAUCGAAAGUGGGACCAUUGACGGUGUUGGCCUACAACAGAGGGCACUCGCCACGACGAUAGCUGGAAAUCAGCACACCAGGAGAAAUACCAGCGCUUGGAUAAAACAGCUGAAUCACGAAGCCCGGACGAAGACCGUGGAGAACAUAUGGAUAAUCACGGAGCAUUUGAACGUUCUCUACCGUGAGAACUGGACAAAAUUGGCCGACCAGGAGAUCGCACGAUUUCAGGAGCAACUAGUGAAAAGGAUCACGGAGGACAUGAUGGCGACCCAGAAUGCCGGGACGUAUACCGGGAGUUCUACCAGUGAAACUGUAACGGACCGCCGUGUGCCGGAUUACGAAUGGAACUUUGCAAAGGCGUUUCUCUAUUCUCUGACAGUACUCACCACAAUCGGUUGCGGAAGUAUCACGCCGAAAUCUACUUGGGGCAAAGUUGCUACAAUGGGUUACGCCUGUCUUGGGAUACCCUUGACCUUGGUCUACCUGUCUAGUGCGGGAGGUCUCUUGUCGAGAUGCGCCAGAGGCGUUUUCACGCGAGCUCUCUGUUGCUGUCUCUGCUCGAAUUGCGGCUAUUGUUGUUACGACGAGAGGCGGAUGCAGGAGAAAGAGCGACGGAUGAAAAAGAAGCGACAGCAGGAGGAGCUCGCGCAACAGCAACAGCAACAGUUACAGCUGCAGGAGCCCUUUUACGUUCGCGCGAAUGCAUCGACGUUCAAUAGCACCGUGGAAAUCAAAGCUAGCCCGAAGGAUGAAGUUUCGAGUCUUGGCUCCGGCGACAGACCGAACGUUACCAUACUCGCGCCAAUCAGUAUCUGCCUUGGUGCGAUGCUGUGUUACAUCAUCGCCGGAGCAUUCACUCUGCAUAAAUUGGACGGUUGGUCAUUCAUAGAUGCGAGCUAUUUCUGCUUCAUGAGCCUGAGCACUAUCGGUUUCGGCGACAUGGUGCCCGGUUCUUAUCCUCGCCACACCCUCGCCACCUCGAGAAACGUGACGGUCUGGUUUUGCUCCUGCUAUAUAAUGUCAGGAAUGGCCUUGACGGCGAUGUGUUUCAACAUCCUCCACGACGAGAUUGUCCAUCGGCUGAGUCACCAAACAGACAAACCGGAGCCGGUGAAGCCGAGCUCGUCCGUAGAUGAGCUAUCGACGGAUCCGUUCGCUCUGACCUCGUGA